Messenger RNA from Hyaena hyaena (striped hyena), 2686 nucleotides. It is a transcript of the gene SYNDIG1L, whose product is annotated as synapse differentiation inducing 1 like. Lineage: Eukaryota; Metazoa; Chordata; Mammalia; Carnivora; Hyaenidae. The coding region runs from base 377 to 1093 and encodes 238 amino acids. Gene Ontology annotation, cellular component: intracellular membrane-bounded organelle; membrane. The record is from RefSeq and is a predicted model, not a curated record. The transcript is spliced from 6 exons.
CAGCCAUCAGCCAUAUGACUGAAGCAUGGUGGAAGCAGAUCCUCUAGCCCAGGUUAAUAUUAAAACUCAGAGCUUGGGAACCUAGGAGCUCCAAAAUACUUCAAGAAACCCCAGGGCCGCCCAUCGUUCCUGCGGGAAUGGGGAAGUAGGGGCAGGUGUCUUCGCCACCGCCGUGAGCUCCGUGAAGACUCUCUGCCAAGAGUCCCCUUCUCUCUGCUCACCUUUCUCACCUCCGUGUCCCCAGUGUCUGCCUGUUGGGGAGCUGAUGCUCAACUGAUAUGUGUUGUCAGGAUAAAUGAAUGAACCAACUCUAUGAGGCUCUCUGAGGACAGCUCAACUGGCCCAGGCUCCCCUCCCUGGAGCUGCCCCCGGAACCAUGGAGAGUCUGAGUGAACUGCAGAACCCUCUGCUGCCUCGGAGCCCUGCCCCCCUCCAUGGCCCCUACCCCUACCCCGAGGCUUCGCCCAGCUGGUCAUGCCAGGAGAAACUCUACUCCUACCUACUGGGUGGUGCUGGCUCUGCUCGCACCCACCAGCUCCUGGACCCAGGAUCCCUGCAGCUGGCCGUGGAGGCCUGGUACAGGCCCACCUGCCUCCUGGGGAGGGACAAGGUCAAGGAACCCAAGGCAAACAGCUGUGAGACCAGCUUCACAGAGAACAGGGAGCCCCAGGCUGGGCCCACGGAGCGGUCCACAGAACCUGGCCAACUAGAAGAGGAUGUCACCAUCCAGACUGUGUCCUAUGGGGUUCAGGAAGAGAUACAGGGCCAGGAUAAUGACCAGGAAGAGGAGGAGAGUGAUGUGACCUCAACAGACAGCGAAAGUGAAGACAACUUCAUGGCGCUGCCCCCCAGGGACCACCUGGGCCUUACUAUCUUCUCCAUGCUCUGCUGUUUCUGGCCCCUGGGCAUCGCUGCCUUCUACUUCUCCCAGGGGACCAGCAAGGCCAUCUCCAAGGGAGACUUCCGCCUGGCCAGCACCACCUCCCGCAGAGCCCUCUUCCUGGCCACACUCUCCAUCGCCGUGGGCGCCGGUCUCUAUGUGGCCGUGGUGGUGGCUCUGGCAGCUUACAUGUCCCAGAAUGGCCAUGGCUAGUGGCCAGCAGAGCCUGGCACCCUGGCUCACCUCUCUGCCAAAGGAGGUGGUGAGGCUUAGGGUUGCAGACUCUCUGGAGAGCCCUGGUCCCGGAAGACAAUCCACAAUCCUGGCUUGUUGUGGGGAGGCCUCCCAGGCUGUAGCUGGCAGGGCUCCACCAUCACUUCUUGUCUACAGCCCCCAGUAUCAGAGCAGAACCAGGACCACCACCCUCUCGCCCAGGCUAUGUCAGGAAGCAAGAGAGAAUAGGGCUGCCCACCAAGCCAUCUAGGCAGGACCUACCUCUGGCUUGAGGCUGGCUGGGAACUCAGCCUAUUCUGUCCCCCCUCCCACCACGGGUCACCUGCCAGGCCAGCAGCCCACUUCCCAAUCUUCUAGCCUCUCCACAGAGAAAAAGCAGAAGAUUACUGGGAGAUAAAAGGACACCUGGGGGUAGGGGAUCUGACCCAGUUCUUCGGGCUAAUCGGAGUCUCCACUCUGGGGACAACCUGAGCUUCCCCAGCUCCAUUCUUGGGCCCCAUGAGACCAAGACCUCCAGCCAAUCAGGAGGGAAAGACACAGAAACACAGGGGGCCCUGGCUCUUCCUGGCUGUCUCCUGUGGGCUUGCAAGACACCAUAGAUUCUAGAUAGAGAAGAAGAGUCCCAGGCAUGUAAGCUCUACACCCAGGGUAGGUUCUUAGAGCUUCCUUGUGCAGGAAUAAAAGACAGAUGUGAUGACAGAGGUCCUGAAUUAUUGCCAGACUACUUAGGCCUCCCUGUUCCACCUCUGGUCCCCACCUCUAUCAUCCUUUUCUGGUCUCCUCCUGGGAGGCCCUGAGCUAAUACCAUCCCAGAGAGUGUCAUUAGCCUACCAGCCACUGAGCAGAGGGCCCUAGAUCCAGCCCUGUGGGAAAGCAGCAAGGAGAGGCCUUGGGGAGUCAUGAAUGUAAACGAGGGGAGGAUACAGGACUGGCAUGGGGGCUGAGCAACCCAGCAGUGCUCAGAAGUCUUCCUGGAGGAGGUGUCCCUUGAGCAAGGUCUAGAGGGAUGAAGAGAAUUCAUCUAGGAGAUUUGUUUCCCCAUAACCUUUAGUUUUCAUGAACAGGGACAUGGCAGGAGUCUCCCAAGCUAUUCGGAUUAUGCCUAGGGCAUCUGGGCUGGAGCCAAACUACAGCCAUUUCUGAGGCUUCACCACCUCAGAGAAGAAGGUUAGGCAGCAUGCUCUCAAAGACCAGUGAUGUUUUCCCACCUCAGAAUGCUGGGGGUCAGCCGUCUUCACUGAUGUCCCUAAUCAGAGCUGCUCCCAACACCUCCAGCCACUAGGGAACAUCCAGAAUUUUAGAGGCAUCCAGGCAGCCAGGAGGGCGGUACCUUGGGAGGGCAGGCCUGUCUGGGCUCAAGCAAAAGACCCAACUGUGCAGGAUCUGGGGACUUGGUCAUUCCCAGGCUGCACCCAGAGCCCAGGGCUGUGGAUCGACCACUGGCCCACCUUGUCCCACCAUCCUCCCCAACCUGGCCUUGCCCCCACCCUCUACUCCCUGCAUCCCCUGAAGUCCCACAGGCCCAGGAUCAGUGGUUUUAAUAUCCCACAAUUGUAUAUAUUUAUCCUUGUA